AUGAUGAAGAAUCCGUGCUCAUCUGGACUAUGCAACGACGAUUCUGACAUCCGAUUUCAGGAGCAUCUAAUCCCUCUAACAGAUGAAAUCAUAUUAACAAAGUGGAUCCAAAGUAGCAGAAUGAGCAUUACAAGAAUUCCAUCACGCUAUGUGAUUGUGAUACUAACCUUCAUGUGUACAUGUGUAUGCUACAUAGAACGCGUAGGGUUUUCCAUCGCAUACACAGUUGCUGCAGAUAAUGAAGGAGUAUCUCAAUCAAGUAAAGGCACUAUCCUUUCAACAUUCUAUUACGGGUACGCUUUAUCACAAAUCCCGGGCGGCUGGGCAGCUCAAAAAAUAGGGGGCAGGCGUGUACUCCUUCUCUCUUUCAUACUAUGGUCUUUAACUUCUGCUUUAGUUCCACUUGACCCAAACCGAGUCAUAACCUUAGUAAUAGCUCGAUUACUUGUGGGUAUAGCACAAGGCUUCAUUUUUCCAUCAAUCCACACGGUUUUAGCUCAGUGGGUCCCACCACACGAACGAUCAAGAUCCGUUUCUUUGACCACAUCUGGAAUGUACUUAGGAGCAGCCAUGGGUAUGCUUUUGUUGCCAAGUCUUGUAAAAUUCAAAGGCCCACAAUCCGUGUUUCUAUUUGAAUCAUGUUUAGGUGGGAUUUGGUGUAUUUUAUGGUUUAAAUUCGCGAGUGAUCCACCUCGAUCGAAUCACCCGAAAGCUGCAGCUUCCGGUUUUGGCGAAUCAUUACUCCCGGUCAAAGAUGGUCAAAGGACUAAAAACGAAAAAGUUAGUAAAAUCAAAAUCCCAUGGGGGAAAAUCUUCUUGAGCUUACCCGUAUGGGCAAUUGUUGUGAACAAUUUCACGUUUCAUUACGCUUUAUAUGUGCUCAUGAAUUGGCUACCUACUUACUUUGAAUUAGGAUUAAAGUCGAGUCUUCAAGAAAUGGGGUCUUCGAAAAUGAUGCCUUAUUUGAACAUGUUUUUGUUUUCGAAUAUUGGUGGGGUGAUUGCUGACCAUGUGAUAACUAAAAAGAUAAUGUCUGUUACAAAAGCAAGAAAGGUGUUGAAUAGUGUGGGAUUUGUGGUGGCUUCUGUUGCAUUGAUUGGGAUUCCUUAUUUUAAGACAGUUGAUGGGGUGGUGGUGUGUAGCUCUUUGGCUUUGGGAUUUUUGGCAUUAGGGAGAGCGGGAUUUGCUGUGAAUCAUAUGGAUAUUGCUCCAAGGUAUGCUGGGAUUGUGAUGGGGGUUUCUAAUACUGCUGGGACUUUGGCUGGGAUUAUUGGGGUUGGGUUGACUGGUCAACUUCUUGAAACUGCUAAAAUUAUGGAUUCGGAUCUUUCGAAUCCGGAUAGCUGGAAACCCGUGUUUUUUAUUCCGGGAUUGUUGUGUGUUUUGAGUUCGGUUGUGUUUUUGUUGUUUUCAACCGGGGAGAGGAUAUUUGAUUGAGGCUAAUAUAAAAGAAGGAUUUUGACCCACAUUGGUGGUGUAAAAGGAUGGAAUUUGCUCUACGCCUAUAAAAGGAGUCCAAGGAUUUGGUGUCGGUGUUUCCCAAUCAAAUAUAUUUUAAGUAUUUGAUUCUCUCUUUUUUCCCUUAUCUUGUUUAGAAUGUAAAAAUGUGUGAGUCAAAACUUUGGAGAGUGUGGGUG
Lactuca virosa is the source of this 1637-nucleotide messenger RNA. Lineage: Eukaryota; Viridiplantae; Streptophyta; Magnoliopsida; Asterales; Asteraceae. The record is from the annotation of a GenBank genome assembly.